AUGUGUAGGGGUUGUCCCCCUAUCAUUCUUGGCGGUCUUACCUUAUCCUAUCCUCGCAACGUCAGGGGAUUGCCUCCUCGGUUGCAGAGCCCUGGAUGUGUAGGGGUUGUCCCCCUAUCAUUCUUGGCGGUCUUACCUUAUCCUAUCCUCGCAACGUCAGGGGAUUGCCUCCUCGGUUGCAGAGCCCUGGAUGGGAUUGCCUCCUCGGUUGCAGAGCCCUGGAUGUGUAGGGGUUGUCCCCCUAUCAUUCUUGGCGGUCUUACCUUAUCCUAUCCUCGCAACGUCAGGGGAUUGCCUCCUCGGUUGCAGAGCCCUGGGUGUGUAGGGGUUGUCCCCCUAUCAUUCUUGGCGGUCUUACCUUAUCCUAUCCUCGCAACGUCAGGGGAUUGCCUCCUCGGUUGCAGAGCCCUGGGUGUGUAG
This is a messenger RNA of Nezara viridula (southern green stink bug), 420 nucleotides long. NCBI's taxonomy places the organism in Eukaryota, Metazoa, Arthropoda, Insecta, Hemiptera, Pentatomidae. The record is from the annotation of a GenBank genome assembly.